Messenger RNA from Odontomachus brunneus, 1628 nucleotides. RefSeq lists its product as uncharacterized. Bases 267 to 1352 code for a protein of 361 amino acids. Lineage: Eukaryota; Metazoa; Arthropoda; Insecta; Hymenoptera; Formicidae. The transcript is spliced from 9 exons. The record is from RefSeq and is a predicted model, not a curated record.
ACGACCGCGUUCCGUUACACACUCGCAACGCCGCGAGCAUCAUUCUAUCUUUGUUGCUCAUUGAAUAUUAAGCAAAGAUAGAAUAACGCUCGCGGCCGUUGGGAGCGUAUAACGGAACGCACCCAACAUUAAACGGACCACGCAUCUUGGAUUUCCAGAUUUGAUCGAAAUAUUCUAAUCUCUUCGAAGUUUUUAUACCGUCAAGUGGACCAUACUACGUGUUUCAAAGAGAGUUAAAAUUACAAAUAGAUUAUUACUCAGAAAAAAUGCAGAGUAUUAAGCUACUCGAUGUCGAUACAAAAAUUAUGUAUACAUUAGAAGUUCCCGAAGAAGAUGCUAAAAGAGCUAGUCAAGAUGUGUCAUAUGCAACACAACUUUUACAAAAUUAUUUGGAAAAGAGCCAUGACAACUUGUCCGAAGAUGAGACUAAGUCAACCAAGUUAAUUAAGUCAUCUAGAAAAUGUGUACCUUCUACAUCUUCAUCUUUAUAUGCUGAUACAUCAGUUAACAAGAAAGAGAGAACUACAGAUACUUCUUCAGAGAAAAAUAACUUUAUGGAUGGUUAUCGUUGGUCACAUGAGGCGAUUCUUGCAUUAUUUGACGUAUAUAAAGAGGAAGAGCAUAUAAUUUCAUCUGGUGCAUCAAUGAAAAAGUUCUGGAACAUAGUUUCUGCUAAAUUAAAUGAAAAAGGUUACUAUGUCAAUGAUUCUCAGUGUAAGAGUAAAAUGGCUGGCUUAACAAAAACUUACAAAAAUAUUAAGGAUUACAAUGGAAAGCAUACCUACAGUUGUCGAAAAUGGCGAUAUAUGGAAAUUAUGGAUGAAAUGUACAAGAAAAAUGCAUGGGCAUCUGCACUUUCAAUAGUAAAAACUAAGGGCGAUUCAACUCGAUCAAAUCGAUCCUUUCGGCCAAUUAAACCCAAAUAUGUUGAUGAGGAUGGUGAAGGUGAUGAGGAUAAUGAGAAUAACGUGGAAAAAGUUGAUUCGUCACCACCUAAAUCUGAAUCAUCAUCUAGACGUAUAAGACAGCUUGAGAGGAUAAUUUCUGUUGUUGAAGAAAAUACUAUUGAGCGCAAGAGGAUGCACAAGGAAGCAAUGAUACGUCAAGAUAAAUUACUUGACAUUCUAGAGAAGAUGUAUAAUAGUAUUAAGGACAGAGAUGAAGCACAGUCGAGCGAGUCAUCCCCAAACAAAAUUCAACUCCCCACCAAGCGUUUGCACAAAUUUUCUACAACGGAGAAACUAAUUAAUGCUAUUGAAGAAAGUAAUUCUAAACGCAGCAGAAUGCAUGAGGACGUAAUGACACGUCAAGACAAAUUACUCAACAUUUUAGAAAAAAUGUUUGAGAAGUAAUAACACAGUACAGUGUUGAUAUUACAUUUAACUCAGAGUUAGUUAAUACUUUAUGUUUUAUCAUAUCUGGAAUCACCAAACAACUUUAAAGUUUGAUUUUUACAUUGGAAUAGUUUGUUGGAAUUCUAUAUGUAUUUAUGUUAUUGAAAACUUUUAUUUACAAAAAAAAUUUUUAUUUUUUAUGGUCUUGACUGGUUUGAACUUGUCAACAUGGCAGUUAAUGUAAACUUGUAGAAAAUAAUAUGUAGUAUAAUAAUCAAAAAGAUUAAUUAUGAA